Phascolarctos cinereus (koala) is the source of this 1512-nucleotide messenger RNA. The record is from RefSeq and is a predicted model, not a curated record. NCBI's taxonomy places the organism in Eukaryota, Metazoa, Chordata, Mammalia, Diprotodontia, Phascolarctidae.
AUGUGUUCAAGGUGUAAUACAGUGGCCAAGCAAGCUAAUGCCAUCUUAGGCGAAGCUUUCCAGGAACAGAAUGGUGAUAAUUUCAUUGUACUGUGCCCUGGUCAGACCAUAUGUGGAGUGCAGUUCCGGAUGCCACAUUUUAGGAAGGACAUUGAUAAGCUGAAAAGUGACCAGGAUGCACUCCCCAGCCCUGGUGCCCAGCCCCCAGGGCGUGGGGGAGGGACUCGAGUGGGCAGCAGGAGCAACAGGCGUGGGAGCAACACCUGCGGACCCCUUCCCUCCCCCACCUCGUCCCUUUUAUCCCACUCCCAAUACCAAUUCCACGCCGGUUCCUCUUACCUUGGGCGCAGAAAGCCUCCGGCCCCUCCCGCGCCCAGGGCUCCCGGGGAAGCUGCAGCCCGGAGCCCGGAGCCCGGAGCCAGGGUCUGGCCGAGGCGGAGGGAGCCCCAGCGACUCUGCGCCGGGAGAGUGGAACGAUGGCUCGCGGUGCUCCUCGGCGAGGUGAAGUCCGCUCGCUGGCUCUCUCUUUGCGUCCGCCAGGCACUCCGUCCCUCCUCCUCCCCCGCCGCCUCUCCGCCCGGGGCUCGGCAGCGCGCCCGCCUUCCUCCUUCUUUCCUUCCUUCCCUCCCUCCCCGGCUGCCCGCCUCGCUUGCUCCUUCGCUCGCUGCCCCCGCCAAUCCCAGCGUCGCGGGAAGCCGAGACCAGCGGGCCACCGGCUGGAUGGAUAGGUCCCUCUCCCUGGGGGGAGGCGGCGGGGGCGCGAGGCGGGGCCAGGGGGAGGAGGGAAGCGGGGAGCAGGAGCAGUGGGGGGGGGGGUGGAUCUGGAGACGAAGACCGCAGACGGGCUUCUUGGUGCCCGGCGAGUCCGGGCAGGGCGAGCUGCCCCGGCCACAGGCCGGAGAGCUGGGCGCUGUCUUAGCCGCCGGCGAAUGGAGAGAGGCGGAGGAUUGCUAGCCCUAGCGGCCGGGAGGAGGCCCGGGGGCGAGGGUGUGCGAGGGGGAGUGACUCGGUGUGCGUGUGCGAGUGUGUGUGUCUGUGUAUGGGCGGGUGUGGUGCGCGCACGAGCGAAUGUGGGGGAGAGAGAGAGAGGAGAGAGAGAGAGAGAGAGAGAGAGAGAGAGAGAGAGAGAGAGAGCGAGAGAGCGAGCAAGAAGCGAGGCUGAGCCUUAGCCUUAGCCUUCUUUCCUUGUGCUUCUCCCUGGGGAGAAGGGACGCUCUCUUUUCUCACAGGGCAUGGCUGUUCCGCUAAUGGUCCGUUGUGAGAAAGCACAGUACGGUCCAUGUAAGCUUGUUCCGAAUCCCCCUUUUCACGUCCCAGACUCGAGAGUCCGAAGUCUGGACUUCAGAGACUGAUCAUCACCAUCACUAUUCCCGGUGCUUGCACCAACCUCCCCAUCCCCGGAGCCGGACCCUUACAUGCUGUCCCUCUACCCCUCCACCUUAGGCUCCGGAGCCCACGCCCUGAUGUUGAGAAGCUAGUGGAGAAUGUGGAGAGGCAUUACCAGACUGUCUA